CCAAACAAAGUAGAUGAAAGGUGGAUGAGCUUGGUCUGUUCUCUAAGCUCUGAUGAGAUAGGGGUGAAAAGAUUAGAGAAAACACAGGUAAGAUUCAUGGCCGCGGUUCUGGUCUCUCCGCCUCAUUCAUUCUCUUUAGUCGCUUCUCCUCUCCUCCUUCAACAUCCUUCCCUUUCUUCUCCCAGGAAUAUUGUCGGAAUUUGCUCGACUCGGAAAAUGAAGUUUAGACUGCGCGAGAAGUUCAAACCGUGUUGUCACGCUUACCCUGAUUUCAGUUCCCAUUCCAAGGUCUUCAGAAGACAUUUGGUGCUUUUUGGCAUUUCUUCUUCCUUUCCUUUUGCCUUACCAACUCCUUCAGGAUUGAGUAGUGUUUCUGAGGAUGCAAAAAUGGAUUCAUUUACUGAUGAAGUUAAUUCAUAUUCUUACUUGUACCCUACAACAUCACCAAUGAACAAGAUUGUCUUGAAAUGGGUAGAGUCUAGGAAGCCAGAGCGUUACUCAUCAGCUGCGCCUUUGUCUCCUGAUGCUCGCCUGCGAAUUGUGUCAGAGCGUGUUGAUAUUAUUCACAAUUUGAUUAUCUCUAUUACGAUAGGUCCCCCAAAUGCUAAUUUCUUGAAAACGAAGGACAAGAUUUCAUGGAAUGCAAAAGAUGUUGCUGAUUCUGUUUUAUCUGACAAGUCUGCUUUGCGUGUCACCUCAGCUCAGCGAUUGGCAGAAAGUUCUUUGCUCAAUGCUUAUUCCUCCGACGUUGAUGGUGAGCCAUAUUGGUAUUAUGAUUACCUUGUUCGCAAGUCUCCUGCAAAAAACGCUCAAGAAUCUAAUCUAUACCGGCACUACAUGUCAUCAACAGCCGAACGGGAUGGUUACUUGUACACUUUGAAUGCUUCGACUCUUAGCAAGCAGUGGGAUGUUAUGGGACCUCUACUUGAAACAACUGCAGCUUCUUUUCGUCUUCUUCCUCCUACGGAAAACUAUGUACCUCCAUUCAAGGAUCCAUGGAGAUUUUGGUGACAAAGGAUGUCAUAUUCUUAUUUACAUUAUUGUAUAACAUGUUGUAUGUAUGUGUGUGAGAGAAAAAGAGGGAGAGAUAGAGAUGGUGUGGUGGAUUAGAGAACUCAUCCCUGUAAGUUCCAAAAUGUAAUUUCAGUAUCAGUCCAUUUCUUUCUUCUGUCUGAUAAUUCUUUGAAACUAUGUCAAUUUAAAAUGACUGAACCUAUAUAGUUUAAUGUUGAAUACAAUAUUUUAACUAACAUA
Messenger RNA from Impatiens glandulifera, 1254 nucleotides. Its product is annotated as psbP domain-containing protein 5, chloroplastic. The record is from RefSeq and is a predicted model, not a curated record. The transcript has 11 exons. NCBI's taxonomy places the organism in Eukaryota, Viridiplantae, Streptophyta, Magnoliopsida, Ericales, Balsaminaceae. Bases 25 to 1011 code for a protein of 328 amino acids.